Ostreococcus tauri is the source of this 1323-nucleotide messenger RNA. Its product is annotated as Lactate dehydrogenase/glycoside hydrolase, family 4, C-terminal. The transcript has a single exon. The record is from RefSeq and is a predicted model, not a curated record. Gene Ontology annotation, molecular function: L-malate dehydrogenase (NAD+) activity; L-malate dehydrogenase (NADP+) activity. NCBI's taxonomy places the organism in Eukaryota, Viridiplantae, Chlorophyta, Mamiellophyceae, Mamiellales, Bathycoccaceae. Bases 1 to 1323 code for a protein of 440 amino acids. Gene Ontology annotation, biological process: malate metabolic process; tricarboxylic acid cycle; oxaloacetate metabolic process.
AUGCGACUCGCGAACGUCGCGCCCGUCGCCCGCGGCGCCCGCGUCGGUUCGUCGGACCCCACGCGCGCGGUCGCGGCGAACGGGACGCGCGCGCCGCCGCGACGGACCGCGUCGUUCGACCCACCGGGUCGGGGCGAGCGCGGACGGACCGUGGUGCGGCGAAACACCCCGGCGGGGGUGGGGCGAAAGGCGGAUGACCCGCUCGGGGUGUUCCGGUUGGAGUACGACGUCUCGCAGGAUGAGAAGCAUCGACCGAAGACGUGGAAACCGACGAUCACGGUGGCGGUGAGCGGGGCGGCGGGACAGAUCUCGAACCACCUGUUGUUUAAGAUUGCGAGCGGGAGCGUGUUCGGGGCGGAUCAGCCGGUUAUUUUGCGAUUGCUCGGGAGCGAACGAUCGAGGACGGCGCUGGAGGGGGUGUCGAUGGAGUUGGAGGAUUGUCUGUUUCCGCUUCUGAGAGAGGUUGACAUCGGAAUCGACGCGAGGACGGUGUUCGCGGGCGCGGAUUGGGCGCUGUUGAUCGGUGCGAAGCCUCGAGGACCUGGGAUGGAGCGAGGUGACUUGCUCGAGAUGAACGGGAAGAUUUUCGUCGAGCAAGGGAAGGCGUUGAACGAUGUGGCCAAGCCGACGUGCAAAGUCAUCGUCGUCGGGAACCCGUGCAACACGAAUGCCCUCAUCGCGUUGUCGCACGCGCCGAACCUCGACCCGAAGAACUUCCACGCCCUGACCAAGCUCGAUGAAAACCGAGCGAAGUGCCAGUUAGCGAUCAAGGCUGGUGUGUUCUACGAGACGGUGACCAACGUCGCGAUUUGGGGCAACCACUCCACGACGCAAGUCCCGGACUUCGUCAACGCGAAGAUCGACGGUAAGAAGGCGACGGAUGUGAUAACGGACCGCGAAUGGCUCGAAUCCGACUUCACGCCGGCGAUUCAAACGCGUGGUGGUUUACUGAUCAAAAAGUGGGGUCGCUCCUCCGCCGCGUCCACGGCGGUGUCCAUCGCCGAUCACAUUCGAAACUUGGUCAACCCAACCGCUCCGGGGGAUUUUUUCUCCUCCGCGGUUUUGAGUAACGGAAACCCGUACGGUAUCCCCGACGGCUUGUGCUACUCCUUCCCGUGCCGCUCCAAGGGUGACGGCUCUUACGAAAUCGUGCAAGGGCUCGAGAUCAACGACUGGCUUCGCGAGCGCAUGGACAAGAGCGCGGAAGAGCUCGUGAACGAAAAAGGCUGCGUCGGCUCCUUGUUCGGCGACGCUCACCUCGAUGAGUUCGAUAUUCAGUGCCCCGUCGACCUCGAUGACACCCUCUUGCCGGGCGAGAUGUAG